Trichoderma reesei QM6a is the source of this 876-nucleotide messenger RNA. RefSeq lists its product as uncharacterized. Gene Ontology annotation, cellular component: cytosol. Bases 1 to 876 code for a protein of 291 amino acids. The transcript is spliced from 2 exons. The record is from RefSeq and is a predicted model, not a curated record. Lineage: Eukaryota; Fungi; Ascomycota; Sordariomycetes; Hypocreales; Hypocreaceae. Gene Ontology annotation, molecular function: oxidoreductase activity.
AUGCCAGAGUUCGGAGGCUUUCCCACUUAUACCAAGCAGUAUCACCACGAGCCCUAUGCGGCAAUCGCCCCUACACGUCCCGAGCUGUCUACCCAGGGGAAGAAUGUUGUCAUCACUGGUGGCGGCGGCGCAAUCGGAACCGCCAUGGCUCUGAGCUUUGCCCAGUCAGGUGCCUCGAGCAUCGCUCUCCUGGGACGCACAGAAGCCGCCCUGCUGAAAAGCAAGCAGGCUGUGAACGCUACAUAUCCUACAACAGACGUGUACGUCGUCAAAGCUGACGUUGCCGACGAAGCAUCUGUGCGAACCGCGCUGGAGAAGUUUGCGUCCGUCGCGGGGAAGAAGCUCGACAUUCUCGUUGCCAACGCCGGUGUCCUGCCUGACGCUGGGACGGUGCUGGCAUCUGAUGCGUCUCAGUGGUGGUCCGGGUUCGAGGUCAACGUGAGAGGGCAGUUCAACCUCGUCCGAGCCUUUGUGCCUCUGGCCGAGAAUAACGCGACGCUCAUCAACGUGACAAGCUCGGUUGCCCAGCUCCCCUUUGUUCCGGGCUCCAGCAGCUACCACGGCUCCAAGCUGGCUGCGGUCAAGCUCUUUGACUAUCUGCAUUUCGAGAACCCGGAGCUGAGGGUGUUGCAGUUCCACCCCGGCGUGGUGCAGAGCAGCAUGUCGCAGAAGUCGUUUGAUUCGGGCAUCCCAAGGCCUACAAUGGACGAUGCUUUUCUCCCUGGCAAUUUUGCAGUCUGGUGUGCCAGCUCCGAGUCAGAGGGCCUUCGAGGCCGAUUUCUGUGGGCAAACUGGGACGUUGAGGAGCUCAAGGACAAGGCAAAGGAGUUUGGAAGUGGUCCGCAGCUGACGAUGGGUCUGAUCGGAUGGCCGUAA